Protopolystoma xenopodis is the source of this 450-nucleotide messenger RNA. NCBI's taxonomy places the organism in Eukaryota, Metazoa, Platyhelminthes, Monogenea, Polystomatidea, Polystomatidae. The record is from the annotation of a GenBank genome assembly.
AUGUAUAUGUAUACCCUACUGGCUCACUUUCAGUGCAUUGCUGGUACAUCUCCAGAUAAUUGGGGUAUCAGCAACUCUCGUCUUUGCUCAGCUCUUCUUACCAUACAUUCUCAACAGGUACGUUGUACAAAUGGGCUUAUUGGGGCGUGGAUAGCGGCCACUCCACUUGUCACAGAUGAAUUGGGAUAUUAUUGCCCUUUCGUGGACAUUUGCCAGUCGCUCAGUGGCGUGUCUGUUCUUUGCGUGCUUGUCGCAGCCUAUGCGUGCAUAGUUGUGACCCGACUUGUCAGUGUUUCCAAGCAAUUCCUCCCCAAACACAGCCCUCCUCGGCAGUCCCACCAUACGAAUAGCACAACCUUCUCUGUAUGUAGGCAGCAUUUAGACUCCGGCCUGGCCUGCCAAUUUCUGCCCGUCCCCAACCAUUGCCUCCUUCAGACCGAGUUAGCAUAA